Messenger RNA from Polychytrium aggregatum, 1683 nucleotides. RefSeq lists its product as uncharacterized. The record is from RefSeq and is a predicted model, not a curated record. The transcript is spliced from 3 exons. Lineage: Eukaryota; Fungi; Chytridiomycota; Chytridiomycetes; Polychytriales. Gene Ontology annotation, molecular function: protein binding. The coding region runs from base 1 to 1683 and encodes 560 amino acids.
AUGGACAAAGAUUGGAUCGCCUAUAGUGAGUGCGUGUGGCAGUGCAGGAGCAACAACGAGUCCAGCCAUCAAACCAUCGGAUCGAGCCAGGCUUUCUCCGUCAACAUGGCCAGCAUGAACGAGCCUGCUUCAACUACAGCAUCUACCACCCACCAAAGCCAAACUGAAGCCAGAACAACCUCGUCGAUGCCCAAUAUCACCCAGCACUCGCUCGACCACAACCCAGACAUCUUCACCAUCAUAUGCUGCAACGACAGCUUCCAGAUCGCCCUCGAUCACAGCACCAUCGCAACCCUCCUUCGAGUGUGCAAACGAGUCCGCCCUCUCCUGAGCUCCAAGGUGCCUCGCUUCCACAGCUGGUGGCGGAAUGUGGGGCUGUGGCGUCCAAAUGGAUCGCUGCGGUUCGCACUCACACCGAGCGAGCAGAUUGCCCUCUCGCUGCAUUGCGAAUAUGAAGGCAUAGCCGACCGAUCCUGGCUUGAUAAUCAAGCCGAUCAGGGAAAUGCAACUGCAUUGUUCUUCUUGGCAUGGAUCCACCAAAUCGAUCUCGACAGCCAGCAGUCUGUGAACAAGCCCAAGCGGGAGGCCAUCUGCCAGCAAAUCAUCUUCUAUCUGGAGAAGGCAGCCCAAGCUGAUCAUCCAAUGGCCCAGUACGACCUAGCUGGGUGUUAUCGCAACGGACUCGGUGUCGAUCAAGAUCCCACCAAGGCUGUCGAUAUGUUUCGCAGUCUUGCAGAAUGUGGAAUCCCACAAGCUCAAGUCGCCCUCGGCGGUUGCUAUGAGAAUGGUGAAGGUGUCGAUCAAGACUACGACACAGCCAUCGAGUGGUAUUCCAAGGCUGCCGACCAGGGAAGCGAAGACGGCCGUCUACAUAUUGUGUUUCUCCGUGGCUGGUUCUCGUUCAUCGGCCACGGUGUCGAACAGAGCGAUGCUGAUGCCUUCAACCGCUGGCAUGAAGUCAGCACCAACUCCACCAACCCAGUUCUCAAGCCCAUCGCCACUCACAUGGUUGGAUGGAUGCACUAUCUUGGCCGGGGCACCGUCCAGGACAAGCCGAAGGGUGUCAAUAUCAUCCGAGAGAAUCGAUCGGAUGAGUUCCCACUCGGGGAGUCCGAAAGUCUGGCAGCGAAUUGGGCCGAUAUCAACUCUGACUCGCCCGCACUACGCAAGUUCCUCGGCAUGUGUCAGUUUGGAUCGGAUCAUGAAUGGUUGUGCAAGCACCUGGUCGCUGUGUGUCUCAUCCAUGGAUUUGGAACCAGACAGGACCAGGAGAAGGCCGCAGGUAUCUUUGAACAGCUCGCCAACGAAGGCCAUAGCGUUAGCCAGCUUUGGAUCGGAAGGUGUUACAGCUUUGGUAAAGGAGUCUCGAAGAACGACGAGAAGGCAUUCGAGUGGUGGAGCAAGUCGGCCAACCAAGGCAAUUCGUAUGGACAGUGGAUGGUUGGCUGUUGCUACUACAGUGAAUACGGAGUUACCCGGGACCACACAGAAGCAACCGAGUGGUUCCGCAAGUCGGCCGAGCUGGGAAAUCGGUACGGGCAGAAUAUGCUCGGCGACUGCUACAAAAAUGGCUGUGGUGUGACCAAGGACAUCGACACUGCCGUUUUCUGGCUUCGCAAGGCCGCCGAACAAGGUUUCGAAAAUGCCAUCUACAAACUCAGGCAACUCGACCAGUGGCUCUGA